AUGGACGACAACGGAGGUUCCAAUAUUGAACAAAAUAUCAAUGGAAAGAAUAGUACAGAAGUGAAAGCAGAAUCAAAUUCCAUUAACAAUGUUCAACAACAACAGCAAAUUGAUGUCGUGUCAAUAAAAGCUGAGGAAACCUCGGCUUCUACAUCGGCAUCGACAGCUUCUAAUUCACCUGUUACUACAGUCUCGACUCCGGUUUCCAAUCCUGUAUCAGUAUCUUCUUCGUCGUCAGCCCAGAUAGGCCCUAUAACCGUUCCAACACCAACAUCCUUUGUGUCAAAUGCUAAUACAUUGGCACCUUCACCGGCAGUAGCGUCUCCACGACUACCGCAGGCAAUAACACCUAGACCUCCACCAACUUCGCAAUUACAAACAUCGAAACCAUUGCAGCAGCCGUCGCCCCAAUCCCACUCGCCUGCAACUACCUCACAACCUUCCUCCAUGACAUUACUGGAUAAUCUCACAUCACAGCUUUCGCCUGAUCGUAAAGAAAAAUUUCUCGAAUUAUUUCGGAAACUCCAGAAUAAUGCAGUUUCAGUACCUGAUUUUUUGUCACAAGCAAGAAUGCUAUUAGAUCAACAGCAAUAUCAACAAAUAGAGAAUUUAAAGAAUAAACCUUCGCAGCAGCAGGGACAACAACAGCAGCAGCAGCGGCCCCGCAAUGUACCAUCACGACCACCUACGAUACAACCGCAGCAACAAAUUCCUCAGUUACAACCUAUUAGUAGCUCUCAAGUUCGCGCUGAAGAUGCGCAACGUGCAAUGAUGCCUGGUUUCAUAAAUGCUCAACAGGGCAAAAAGUUUAAAGCAUCUGAUAUACCCAAAUCCUUACCUAUAUUUAGACCAAAUAACGUAGCCCAAGGGGCUCCACAAUUAACCUUACAACAGCAACAGUUUUUACAACAGCAGCAAAUGAAACAGCAUCUUUUACAUCAGCAUUUGAUGCAACAACAAAGAUUACAAAUGCAAGCUCAGUCAGCAAAACAGAGUAAAAAGUCUACUACACAGCAGCAGCAACAACAGGCACCCCCUCUGAACACAACGGCGAAUGCUACAAAACCUCAGCAAGAAUUAGAUGAAGUUAAGAAAGAAGUAGUAGAAGAAACAACGAAGCAACCUACCAUUACACAGAACUUCAUGAAUAGGGAAAUGCUGAAAGACAAAUUAACAAAAUAUACCUCAUCCAACCAUCUUGAACUGGAACCUGAUGUUAUCACGCUAAUAGCACUUGCUACAGAAAAACGAUUAGAGCGGCUACUUAAGCACAUGAUCGAGGCCUUUAAACAUCGUACUGAAUCGCAAACCUUCACUCAGCCUCCCGUUGAUGAGAAAACAGGGCACCACCCUUUCAAGAUUGUCGACGUGCAGGAUAUAAAAAAGCAAUUAUUAGCUAUUGAACGAGUGGAAAGAGAAGAAGAAAGAAAACGUAAAGAGAUAAUAUUAGAAAAAGAAAGAAAAGCACAGCUUGGGGAGGAUGGAGCUCAUGACGGUGGCGAUGGUUCCGGCAGUCAAGGAACAGGCGGGGGCGGCGGUGGAGGUGGAGAUGAUGGCGAUCGUCCUAAGAAAAAGAAGAAGAAAGAGAUGGGACCUAGUGUAUCAGCAAGGUAUAUGAGUGAUGAUGUACGUAAUAAGACCACCAAUGAAACAGCUUUGAUGAUUGCAGGCGGCGUAAUGAAAAGCUGGAUGUUGACAGGUAUGAAUUCGUCGGCGCCAUCUCCUUCAUCUUUCAGUAGUAGUCGAGAAAAGUUAUCAACAACCCCCAUUUCAAGGCAAAGUAGUAAUAGUGCCAAUAUGGCAGCAGCUGCAAUAAAACCGGAAUACACUAAUGACAGUCCAAAUUUAUUACCUCAACAUCAAGCAUCCAACAAUUUACCUACAACAACUAUUAAUGCCAAUGAUGCUGCAAUACAACAGGAUGAUCAAUCGCAGCAGCAACAGCACCCACAGCAACAGCCUUCAAGAGGAAGAGGAAGGCCACGAAGGCGCAAGUCAGGUAGCGGGCCUGAUGGUACAAGUGGAAAGAAGAUGAAAGGGUUUCCGAGAUUAGCAGGGGAUGGAGGAUUGUUCUUACCGCCCUCUACUAUUGGCCGACCGCAUCGUUUAGGAGAACAAGCAACAAGAAAAAUAACAAAGAAUAUGAAAACAAUAUGUUUAAUGCGCGUCGGACACUAUUAA
Molecule: messenger RNA, 2181 nt
Organism: Mycotypha africana
Lineage: Eukaryota; Fungi; Mucoromycota; Mucoromycetes; Mucorales; Mycotyphaceae
Exons: 4
Coding region: 1-2181 (726 amino acids)
Biological process (GO): transcription initiation at RNA polymerase II promoter
Cellular component (GO): transcription factor TFIID complex
Molecular function (GO): RNA polymerase II general transcription initiation factor activity; DNA binding
Source: RefSeq, a predicted model, not a curated record